UCCAAUCAGAGCGGGGAGCGGCGGCACCACCCAGGAGGGGGUGAUGGGAUGUGUAGUCCGUCGGAAGGGUGGCCCUGGGCCUGCAGAGGGGAACUACAUCUCCCGGCAGGCAGCGCGGGGCCGCGCCGGGUCGCCUCCCGGCGUUGCGGGGGUGCUGGCGUCCGAAGCUACGCCGAACCCUCCCGGUCCCGCCGGGUUCCCUCCGUCCUGUCACAGGGCGAUGCCAAGGAAGGCUGUGGUGUCAGCCCUGGAAACUCUGCAAGAAAAGAUCCACCGUCUGGAGUUGGAGAAAUCCCAGGCUGAAGAUAAUCUGUGCAGCCUCUCCUUAGCAGCUGCUCAGUAUAAGAAGGCCUUGGAGCAUGAAUCCUACAUAAAGGACACAGCGCAUAAAGAACUUAUGCAGCAGAGGAAAGAUAUAAGUGUGCAGCUAAAUGCAGCACAAUCCCGCUGCUCCCUGCUGGAGAAACAGCUGGAUUACAUGAAGAAAAUGGUUUCCCGUGCAGAACUGGAAAAGAAAAUUAUUUUAGAACAACAGGCUCAGCUUCAGAAAGAGGAAGAUCAGAACCGGUUGGAACUGCAUGCAAAACUUGAAAAGCUUGAAUUGUUAGAAAAAGAAUGUCUUAAACUUACUGCUACUCAGAAAAUUGCAGAAGCCAAGAUCAAACACUUAGAAGAAAAGCUUUGUAAAGAAGAGCAUCAGCGUAAGCUAAUACAAGGCAAAACUACUCAGCUUCAAGCAGGAUUUGAGAUAAACAGAAUUUUGAUGUCUUCAGUAAUGUCUCAAAAUGAACCUAAAAAAGAAAACAGGAAGAAAAAAACUAAGAAGAAAAAUCCUACAAUGAAAAUGCACCUUCCACAGUUACAUGUAAAAGCUGGUGAACUACCUUUUGUGGCUGGGAAGUCUGUCAGCUCCAGCCACUCUGUUAGUGCCAACGUACAGAGUGUGUUGCAUAUUAUGAAGCAUCGCCAUCCACGUAUCUCAUCACAAAGCCCAGGAGGAGCAACAUCUGGGACUUUGGGACGUUGUACACUUUCAAAAUCUAUAUCUUCUUGUCCCACAUCACCUACUCCUACCAAAAGUCUUUCGGACCUUCUGUUGGCCAUAGAAGAUGAGCUGGGCCAAAUGAGCUUGGAGUAUCAAGAACUUCGGAAAAAGAUAGAGGAGACUCAAGACUCCAGAGUUCGUGAAGACCUAGAACAGGAGCUGGAUUGCCUUGUAAAAGAAAUGGAGUUUAAAGGAGAACAGAUAUCCAUACUGAAAAAGCAUCAAGCAACUGUGCAGAAAUUAAAGAGAAGGACUCAGAAACUGAAGCAAGGGGCAGGUCAUGUCAAACUAAAGAGUGGUGACCAAAAGGAUCCAAAGGAGAGUAUAGUCACUGCAAGGGAACAUGUGUAUAAAUCUUGUCCUGGGCAGAGAAGCAGAAGCUCUCUUCAGCUGCUAAAAAAUGUGCAGAAACUUCAGUCAGCUUUGAAAAGCAAUGAUAUCAUGUGGGAGUAAUAGUUCUGAAGUUUACUGUGUUAAAGGCUUCUGAAGUUGUCUGACAGCCAGUAAAUUUUGUGUUUCGCAAAAUGCCUCUUCAAAUAAAAUAGAUUAAAAAAAAUGGAUACAUCACUCAUAUGGAUAUAUAUUCUAAACUGCCUAUUUGCUAGUAGGUCAGUUUCUUCUCUACAUCAUUAACUUUCACCUGGGGUAGCUAUAAUUCAACUACACUGACUUGUAAGAAAGUGUUUUAAUGAAUUAAUGCUAUGCUUGUUGCCUCACCAAAUAAAAUUUU
Molecule: messenger RNA, 1775 nt
Organism: Calypte anna (Anna's hummingbird)
Lineage: Eukaryota; Metazoa; Chordata; Aves; Apodiformes; Trochilidae
Gene: CEP57L1
Product: centrosomal protein 57 like 1
Exons: 10
Coding region: 44-1498 (484 amino acids)
Cellular component (GO): centrosome
Molecular function (GO): microtubule binding; gamma-tubulin binding; identical protein binding
Source: RefSeq, a predicted model, not a curated record